AUGCUCUCGCUCAGCUUUACUAUGCACCGCUUCUUAUGCAGCGCCAUGACCUUUGCUUCACUUUUUGAGCCCGAUAGCAGAGGCCACUCCAUCCCCGAAACUGCUUCCUUCGAGUGUGUUUGGGCUCGCGUGCCGCGUGCGAGUCAUCGUGAGCUCAAUUCAGUUCAUAUCAAACAAGAGGGAGGCACUUCAAAAUCUUACUUUAAAGUUUCUGGGUCUGACAUGGUGCUCUACUUUUCUGGCGACCCCGUUAUUCUUUCUGUUGCGGUGAGUGAUGUGAUCAUGUUUCAGCUUCGCCCGUCGGUGUUUGGGGCGAACAGCGCCCCUGUGCUAGCGAAGGGCACGAUAGAUCCUACGCUUUAUACCGAAAAGCCUAGGACAAGCUACCUCAUUAGUCUACGUGAUGCAUUGGAGGAAGUUCUAGGAACGCUUUCCCUUUCGUUGAAAGUCAACAUUGACAGUGGUUCACGAGUGACGGACUCACACUCGACGCGCAAUCAUGAUAGUCAAUACCCGCACCCGCUACAGUUGAUGAGUUCCCCAGAAUUACUUGAACGUGACUUAUCACACCGUAAUCGGAUGCCUUAUACUACCUCCAUUGCUAGCUCUAGGGGUCAACUUAUAGAGUACAGGAACGAUGAAGGAAGAAUGGAUCAGCAGGUCCUUGAACUGGUCCUUGAGCACGUAAAAUUAGAUUCAGAUUCCGCCGAUGCUGCUCGUGUGCUACCUUUUGUGCCAAAGGCGGAGUACAACAUGAAAGUACAAUAUGGUGGCAUCACGUAUACCACAAGCCGCGUAGUGUGCGACACACCUAAAGAAGUUAAUUUUCUAAAACAAAAAAUUUACAUCACGAUGCUACCAUCUGGUAGUCGCGAGAAACUGCGAUUCUCGCUUUGGGAAAACGGUAGACAGGUGUCGGGGUUUUCUGUUGAUCUGAUGAAGUUACGCGCGGAUGCGGGGCUGUCGACCGAGUACACGGUUCCCUUCCGUCAUCACCCCACACAGCGAAGUGUUGCACUUGGCCUUUCGGUACGUAAAACCGGUGCAAUAGGUGUACAAGCAUCGCAGAGCUCCAUGACGCCCCUUAGGCGGUCCUCCCUCUCUAGUGUGCCCAUACCAAAGCUUUUGGGGUCGCGUGAGAGUGAUGUCCUUUCCUCAUCCGUAUCAGGGGUGUUGAAGAGAGGGGGUGGGGGUGCCACAUCCAGCCAUCCACUUUGCGAGUCUCCCUCCCAAGAGCUGCAGGGCCCGAGCCGAGCUUCGACCUCACAACACCCGACAUCGUUCAACAAGACAUCGUUGAGUCGUUUAGAAAACAAAAGUGACACCAACGGUGUCAUCCAUUCGCGUGUUGAGGAUAAAGUUGAAAGGAAUUUAGACAAUCGGCGAAGCAUGUGGGCUUCAAAUGUGGUGUCCUCUGAUGUGAGGGAUCCGAGGGGUCACGUCUCUCGUGAGUGGCGUCCAUCCGUCGUAGCCGCGAAGGGCUCCCCAGCAGCUUCCAGGCGCGGCUCUCAUUCCAUCGCCUCCGCCGCCUCCUCACGUCUGAACUCGGCGGAGCGAGGCCGAGGAUCCCCUGCGGUGCGGAGCACGCGGAGGGUGUUGUCGAUCGACAUGGAGAACUCCAUGGGGAGGCUUCCGUACGAACACCACUGCGGCACCCCUCUGCGGCAGAGCCUCCCAACCAGCGGGGGCGCCGUGGCCGCAACGAGCGAGCUCGAGGCGUUCCUCUACGAGGUGGUGAACCGCAUUGAGCAGCGGCGGGCUCGCGCCGAGAAGCGGUACGACUCCUCGUUGAGCGACGACUGGAGGGCGUGGAAUGCGGAGAUGGCAGGGCGGCGCGUUGUGCAGACGCCCUCCGUCUCGUUAAAUGGCCGGGACCGCAGCCACAGCCGUGGCGGAUCGCUGCGCUCGAGAGCUUCCCCCCGGUCGUCCAUAUCUCCGGCGAGUAUGUCACCCGGCUAUCGCCCCGUGCGCGCUCUUUAUACGCAGGAGCAUCGGACGUUAAGUCAUUUCUCACACCGGAAGUCAAAGGAUCAAUCGUCGUCUUUCUGGUGA
Phytomonas sp. EM1 is the source of this 2052-nucleotide messenger RNA. The record is from the annotation of a GenBank genome assembly. Lineage: Eukaryota; Euglenozoa; Kinetoplastea; Trypanosomatida; Trypanosomatidae.